GAUCCCUGUUGAUCUUCUCCGCAUUUCUGGCCCGCAUUCCAACUUCCUUCCCCUUGUCACCUCCGUCACGCCCACCAGUCCACUUCUCCAUCAUGCCUCCUUCUCUUCCCUUCCUUUUACCGUGGUCUUUGUGGAUUAAUUGUUUAUCUCCCACUGUGUCGCACUCCACCGGCUUCCUAAAAUACCUAGGCUCGUCAUGACACGCUCUUUGGCACUUAUCGUCGUUCUAGCAGCCAGUAUAGGCGCUACAGGUGCUACAGUUCGCGAUGAGCAGGCGAUUCUGCGGCGUUCCUGUCCUGACUACCUAUCCUAUUCCUCUGUCGGACAUGCCCCGUACAGCGGCGGUGCCUUGAAUCUGCCGUUCCAGCGCCCUUCUGUCGAAUGCCGGACCUUCUCGUCACCUGCAGUAGAGACUGUCAUUGAAGAUGUGACGUCGCGAAUGGUCGACAAAGACCUCGCGCAGCUGUUCCGGAAUGCCUUUCCCAACACGCUAGACACGACCAUCCGCUGGCACGUCAACGGGACCCAGACAUCAACGUCAACAGAUUCCCCGAAGCGGAAACGAGCUAACAACAACGCACCUCAAUGGCAAGGGCUGCAGUCCUUCAUAGUCACCGGCGACAUCAACGCCGAAUGGCUGCGCGACUCGACCAACCAGCUCUCCGGCUAUCAGGCCCUGGCCAAGAAGGACCAGGCUCUCUACAACCUCAUCCUGGGCGCCAUCAACACCCAGGUGGAAUACGUCAUCCAGUCCCCCUACUGCAAUGCCUUCCAGCCGCCCUCGGCAAGUGGCAUCCAACCGGCCAGCAGCAGCCAGCAGGACACGGUCACGCCAGCGUACAACACCUCCGUGGUCUUCGAGUGCAAGUACGAGCUCGACUCGCUGGCCAACUUCCUCGCGCUGGGCACCCAGUUCCACGAGCACACGGGGUCGACCGAGUUUCUGACUCCGAGAUGGUACCAGGCCCUCGACACCGUGCUGCGGGUCCUCGACGCCCAGUCCCAACCAACCUUCAACGCCGCCCAGCAGUACGUGACGAACGAGUACACCUUCCAGCGCCAGACGACCCUGGGCACCGAGACCCUCAAUCUCGCGGGCAUCGGCAACCCGCUCAACGGCGGCACGGGGCUCAUCCGCAGCGCCUUCCGGCCCAGCGACGACGCCACCAUCCUGGGCUUCUUCAUCCCGCCGAACGCCAUGAUGGCCGUGCAGCUGCAGAAAACUGCCGCGGUGCUGCGCCGCCACGCCGCGGCGGCGGGGGACGGGAACAACAACAACAAAAACAACGCAACCCACCUCGAUUUCGUCGCGGAUGACCUGCAGUCCCGCGGGGAGAAGCUCGCGCAGGCCGUCCGCGAGCACGGCAUCGUCCAUCACCCGGUGUACGGCGACGUCUACGCCUUCGAGGUGGACGGAUACGGCUCGCGCAUCCUGAUGGACGACGCGAACGUGCCCUCGCUGCUCUCGCUGCCGCUUUUAGGUUUUGUCGACCAGCAGGACCCCGUCUACCAGAACACGCGCAAGAUGAUCUUGAGUCCCGCCGGAAACCCGUACUAUCUGACCGGGUCGGAUUUCCAUGGUAUCGGGGGUCCGCAUAUCGGUCUACAGAAUGCAUGGCCCAUGUCCCUGCUCGUGCAAGCGAUGACAUCGGACAACAUCACCGAAAUCACCGAGUGCGUGAACCUGGUCCGCAACUCGAGUCUGCUGGGUUUGGUCCACGAGUCGAUCAACGUGAACAACAUCUCCACGUACACGCGGCCGUGGUUCGCGUGGGCAAACUCGGUCUUCGCGCAGACGAUCCUCAAGCUCGCCGCCGAGAAGCCCGCUUUGGUGUUUGGGGAGGGGGCCGAGCCGUAUGUUAUUGAGUAGAGAGUGUGUGUGUGUAUGUGUGUGUGUGUGUGUUUGGAGUGUGCGGGCGAGUACUCGGCUCGUGAGACACAUGACGCUCGCUGGUGUUGAGUUUGGCCUGCGGCUUUUAUGAGCGUGUACAUACAUCUAACCCCCAAUAGCAUACCGAGCAUUCAGUCAGCUGGAUGUCGCUAGGCUGGAUUCCGCUUGAGACAAAGCAUAUACAUCGUCC
Messenger RNA from Aspergillus aculeatinus CBS 121060, 2081 nucleotides. Its product is annotated as glycoside hydrolase family 125 protein. NCBI's taxonomy places the organism in Eukaryota, Fungi, Ascomycota, Eurotiomycetes, Eurotiales, Aspergillaceae. The coding region runs from base 197 to 1870 and encodes 557 amino acids. Gene Ontology annotation, biological process: carbohydrate metabolic process. The transcript has 3 exons. The record is from RefSeq and is a predicted model, not a curated record.